Messenger RNA from Trichoderma gamsii, 426 nucleotides. RefSeq lists its product as hypothetical. The record is from RefSeq and is a predicted model, not a curated record. The coding region runs from base 1 to 426 and encodes 141 amino acids. Lineage: Eukaryota; Fungi; Ascomycota; Sordariomycetes; Hypocreales; Hypocreaceae. The transcript has a single exon.
AUGAAUGACCAUGUUUGUCUUGCUUAUUCCUCAUCCACGGCCCUUUUGCUCUUGCUCCCUCGCCAAGGCUCUCAGCGUCUCGGCCUCCCUGCGUCUGGCGAGCCUCAAGUCGUCUUCUGCAGAGCAUUUGCGGGGGAGACGAGAAAAGAAGAGGCCGAAGUCGAUGUCGAUGUCGAUGUCGAUGUCUUGUCUCACGGCAACGCCCUGACAGCAGGAGCCCAUCCAGGGAACCUUGAAUCCGGCCCAUUGAAGAAUUACGGCUACCUAGUUUCGAUCCCGCCGAAGGAGUUGCCCCCUUUUGCUCUGCUCUGCCUUUCUUCAGCAGACUGCUCGACCCAGCUGCUGUCAGCCCAUUCUCUCCUCUUCUUCUCUCCACCCACACUAGCUGCUGGUUUCAAGCUCCAAGGUCUGGAUGACAAUGUUUAA